GUCGCUUCCGCGUCGUCAGUAAAUCGGUUCCCCGAAUUGAGCCCCCGGCCAGUCCAGGAUGUAUACCCAAUAACGCCCGCAAUAAACGUACCUUCCCGUCGCAGAUAUCUCGCCGGUCCCAACAAAACAACCCCCCCACUGAGCCACUCUCCAGCCGUGUGCGCCUUGCGCGGAUUGAACACUACAUUUACAAGAUCAACCCGCUCAAUACCACCAUAGAGGUUCAACAUGUCAAUCGCGUCAAGGCAGCUCAAGAAAGCAGCCCGCAUCAUCCUCGUCGGCGCUCCCGGCGUCGGCAAGGGCACCCAGACCGAGCGCCUCCUAACCCGCUUCCCGGAGCUGGCUUCCAUAAGUUCAGGCGACCUGUUACGAGAGAAUGUUCGCAACAAGACACCGCUCGGCCUCAAAGCCGAAGCCGCCAUGCAAGCAGGCAACCUCGUCCCCGACUCCAUGAUCCUCGAACUCAUCUCCAACGAAUUCAAACACAAGGGCUGGCUCACGGGGGGUCCAUCGCCGUCCGUCUCCUCCGCGGCAUCAUUCAUCCUCGACGGAUUCCCCCGCACAGCCACCCAGGCAAACAGUCUCGACGCGCUCGUUCCAGUCAACUUCGUCGUGCACCUCGUCACGCCGCCGUCGGUGAUCCUCUCGCGCAUCGCAUCGCGCUGGGUCCACGAGCCAUCCGGACGGGUCUAUAAUACCAGCUUUAAUGCGCCUAAGGUCCCGGGCAAGGACGAUGUCACUGGGGAGCCGCUGACGCAGAGGGAGGAUGAUUCGCUUGAGACGUGGACGCAGCGGUUGUGGAAGUUUGAGGAGACGAGCAGGGCGUUGCUGGAUCAUUAUAAGCGGAGGGGGUGUUUGUGGCGGGUGGAGGGCAAUUCGAGCGAUGAAAUUAGCCCGCAGUUGUUUGAGGAGAUUGGGAGGCGGUUUUGUUGAUGUUUCUCUGUGAUGUUUUU
Messenger RNA from Aspergillus candidus, 953 nucleotides. Its product is annotated as adenylate kinase ADK2. Gene Ontology annotation, molecular function: AMP kinase activity; ATP binding. The record is from RefSeq and is a predicted model, not a curated record. The transcript is spliced from 2 exons. Lineage: Eukaryota; Fungi; Ascomycota; Eurotiomycetes; Eurotiales; Aspergillaceae. Gene Ontology annotation, biological process: nucleobase-containing compound metabolic process. Bases 229 to 933 code for a protein of 234 amino acids. Gene Ontology annotation, cellular component: cytoplasm; mitochondrion.